AGGGGCUUCAAUUCACUACAGUCUCUCACCGAUUCACUUCUUCAUCUCUCUCGCUAAUUCACAAUGGGGCUUUGUACAGUUCAGCCUAUCACUCUCUCAAAAUUUCCCAAUGCCUCACCAUUUUUUCGUAAACCCUCUAUUCCUCUCAGACAAACCCCCUUCACUACCACCGCUGCUCUCUUAUCUCGAUCGAUUUUCCUGAGAGAUUUGUUGCCAAGGGCUACAACAUCUGAGGAAACAUCCAAUGGGGCUAGUCAAUUUUUUGAUGAGAAACGUGAUGGUGUCAUAAUUCUGGAGGAUGUCAAAGCAGCUGAUAAGAAUGAGUUCAAUGAAACUGAGGUGACUGAAGACACAAAGGAAGAGUUACCUGCAGAUGAACAAGGCCUGUCCAUGGAUUUGCUGGAUAAGCUCAAUUUUGACACAGAUGACACUGGUUCUCUUGUCUUGUAUGGUGGUGGUGCUAUAGUGGCUGUGUGGUUAACAGCAGCCGUUAUAGGUGCAAUUGACUCUAUCCCAUUGUUUCCCAAGUUGUUGGAAGUUGUAGGGCUUGCAUAUACAGUAUGGUUCAGUUCCCGUUAUCUGCUUUUCAAGAAAAAUAGAGAUGAGCUGGCUGCUAAAAUAGAGGAGCUCAAGGAACAAGUUCUUGGUUCAGGAGAUAAUUGAUGAGAAUAUAUUUGUGCUGUGCUUUAAAUAUGAAUGUACAGUUACAUUUGGUCUAGUUAAGGGAAUAUGUUGAUUCUUCCCCAUCCCCUAUACCGCCCCUUUUGCUGCACAGGCAAGAACUGUAUAUGUAGUUUUGGUUGAGAAGUAAAAUAGUCUGAUUCAGCAACCGCCUUCUGGUAUUUCUAGUACCAAAAUUGUUCGUUGGCGCAUUGUACUCGUCCUUUCCUUUCUCACUGGUUGCACAUUCUGCAACAGAUAUUUUUAGUUUAAAUAAUGGCCAGGAAAGAUUUGCAUUUGUAUUUU
Gastrolobium bilobum is the source of this 966-nucleotide messenger RNA. RefSeq names its product protein CURVATURE THYLAKOID 1D, chloroplastic. The record is from RefSeq and is a predicted model, not a curated record. Bases 64 to 663 code for a protein of 199 amino acids. Gene Ontology annotation, cellular component: thylakoid; chloroplast thylakoid membrane. NCBI's taxonomy places the organism in Eukaryota, Viridiplantae, Streptophyta, Magnoliopsida, Fabales, Fabaceae. The transcript is spliced from 5 exons.